UAGAGUACGGUGAGAGCAGCCAGGCAGUGGGCGGAGCUUGGUUGCUUGGAGGCGGCUCCGUGGUGAGCGGUUCUGGGCUGCAGCGGUGUUUCAGAUCAGAUCAGACCUCCUCCUGCCUGGCGUGGAAGGAGACUCCUUGUUUCCUGACUCGAUACGGGAAUCUUGACGUGACCAUGGCGUCCGGCCUGUCCAGUGUCGCUGUGUUGGCUCUGUGUGUCGUCCUGUCCCCCUGUGUUUAUGGGGAUCACUGCCGUGAUAGUUUCUGGCCACUUUCUAAGGAAGAACAAGAAGAAUGCGACUACAGAAAUUUCACUCACUCACCAAUGCCCAUGGUUGUUGGUGUCGUGAUCUCCGUCAUCAUUAUGCUGAUCUUCAUCUGCUGCUGUGUCUGUCCCUGCUGCUGUCUGUACAGAAUGUGCCGCAAGCCACAACCUGUGAUAGCUACCACCCACACCACAGUGGUCACCGGCACUCCUCACCCGUACCCCCAGCAGCAGGCUGCCAUGCCCGGACCCUCUCGGUCCUACCAGGCGGUCCAGUAUCCGCCCUACCAGCCGGUGCCAGUGCAGCCUGCCUACCCGGCUCAGCCCAUGCCCACAUCAUCACCCUACCAAGGACAACAGUUCGCCCCGCCACCAACGUAUCAGGAAGCCACCGGUCCUGCCCACCCUCCUCAACCGAUGCCUUACAGCCAGGCUGCGUACGGCCCCGGCCAGCCAGCGUACCCUCUGCAGCCUCCUGUCCAGCCACAGCCCAACGCUCCACCCGCAUACCCAGACUUCCUCGCCCAGCCUGCAUACAACCCCGAAUAUGUUGCACCACCACCCAAGACCGGCUAGUGAACCUCAGCGCUGCGCUGUCAGCCUCAAACGUGCUGCGACAUUUUCCAACUUGGCAGAACUGGAAAUCUGAAUGAAGAUGAGAAAUUCCAGAGCACUUUGAUUGUGUGUUCUGUUGGUUAAAUAUGGGAAUGUUAUUACAGUAAUGCUGUGGCUGUUCUGUUGAACAGUUGCCAGGUGAAAAUGUUGACACCUUUUGGCUCGUGUUGCAUGGACUUACAGUACAUAUACGUAGUGAGAUUGUCUUUUUUUUAACAGUUCCUUAGUGGCUCCAUCUUAGUCGUCUUGGCAAAAUUAAACAUGAAACCACUGAGUCUGAUUUUAAAGAGUAGAUAAAGUCCUUCGUCAUUUUUCAGCCUUGUGCCUCUGUGUCUCCCUCCUGCCUUUACUCUCCACUGGCCAAACCUGCCUGGCCUCUUCAUCGGCCUACAGUGACUGCAGUCACAUUCAGUGGUCUGAUUUUGGAGAGCGUAUUCUGAUGUCUGUGGCCAUCGUCUCAUUGCUAUAUGACAGUUUAUAGCAGACUGAAGAAGUGCUUUGAACCCUUUUCUUACACAUGCUUAGGUUCUUCCUCUCUGCUGCAAAAAGUGUGUACCGCUUUAUAAGUCCUGUAAAUGUUACUUGGGAACAAAUCAAGUCCAAGUGUGCAACGCUUGUCACUGGAGGAUGUAUGCUGGAGAAGAUUUUUGUCGUUGUCAGCUGACUGCUGGCAUUCAGAUUGUAACAGAGGGGAUAGGGAUUGUUCAGGAAGCUGAGUGCUUUUCACUAUGAUAACUUAUGCUUACUCAUGACUUCUCUCCUGUGACAUGGAAAUUGUUCCCCCUCCGCUGUCUUAGAAUGUUUUCCAAUUCCUUAAGUGCACCUAAAAAAAAAAGGAGGCUUCUGGAGAAGCUAAGCCACAAGAAGGAGAAGCGAUGAGACACGCUGACAUAAUGAAAAGCACCCAGGGUCUUUAUUUAUCCCACCAGCUAAAGGGAAAGUUCAUGACAAUUCAACAAAGUAGUAAUGUUUACUUUUUUUGUGUUCAUGCACACAGAAGACUUCGCCUGAUGUUUUUUUUUUUCUCCUUGUCGCUCAGGUUGUUUUCAUUUGCCCAUCUUUCUUUUGUACAUGUAUCUAACUGAGCUGUAUCUAACACAUUGGCAGCUUUAGAUUUAUUAACCAAAGGAGAUUAUUUUCUUUUCAAUCAACCAAACAUCCACAGUCGGGACAGCAAACAGAAAGUGUGACGUUACACACAAUAAAUGCAAGAAACAACUGUGCCUUCUUAGCCACGUUACUUUUUACCAAGCAAAAGUUUGCAUGCCAUUUAGAACACUUCUUUUCUGUUUAUUCUUGAGUGGUCUGUUUCACGAAGCCAUCCACAUUACUUUUUUGCUUGUUAUUUGUGCUGUUUUCUAAAAGCAGCCAUUAAACAUUGUAGCCUUUCAACCUUUGUUCCUUUUGUUACAACACGAACUGCAUGUUGUGAAACUUUAAUUGUCUUACCUUCAGCAUUGUUAAAUUAUACUGUUUUUUUUCUUG
This is a messenger RNA of Amphiprion ocellaris (clown anemonefish), 2363 nucleotides long. Its product is annotated as protein shisa-5-like. Lineage: Eukaryota; Metazoa; Chordata; Actinopteri; Pomacentridae. The coding region runs from base 174 to 839 and encodes 221 amino acids. The record is from RefSeq and is a predicted model, not a curated record. The transcript has 5 exons.